This is a messenger RNA of Paramecium pentaurelia, 1784 nucleotides long. Lineage: Eukaryota; Ciliophora; Oligohymenophorea; Peniculida; Parameciidae. The record is from the annotation of a GenBank genome assembly.
AUGAGUGAUUAAUUAUUUUGUGUUGAUGAAAGAUGCAACCUAUCAUAGAAAUUAAUAUCUAAAUGGAUUCAUUUCAUUCAACAUUAAGAAUUAGAACAUAAAAUGUUAACAAUACAAUAAUUUAAAGCAUAUUUGAUUCAAAAAAAAAUUAAUAAUGGACCUUAAUUUUCAGAUCAAAGAAAAAAUUAAUUCUUUUCUUAAGCAAAAGAAAAUUUAAAUGUAUAUUUUGAUUAAAUUGAAACCAGAAUAUAAUAAUUUGUUAAAUAGGAAUUUGAAGAAAUAUAUUAGUAAAUUAUAAUUUUUAUUUAGUUUAUGUUUAAAAGAUAUAGAAAUACAAAUUGAUGAUUGUAUAUAAAAUGAUAUUAUUGAUUUGAAUAAUUUUGAAACAUAUUUCUAAUUUGAAGAGUAUUAAAGUAAAUGCUUGAAUUUUUAUAACAAUAAUAUCUAAAUUUAAAUUCAAGAAAUAAUUAAUUAAUUUUGUAGAUAAAAGGAUACUUAAUUUGAAGAUAUUUUUAAAUCCUUAACAAAAUUAUUUAUUCAUCAAAAAAAUAUGUUCAUAUAAAUUGAAGAAUCCAAAAUUACCACUAUUCAACCUUAAAUUUAAUAAUAAAAAAAAGAAAAUAUAGAAGAAUUCCAAUCUUUAAAAGGGUAUUAAUAAAUUGAAAAAUUACAAUAAAACUAUUUUUAGAGUAAAGAAUACACUUAAGAAUCUAAACCAGAACCUCUCCUUUCUAUAGGAGGAUAGAAGUAAAAAGAUUAAAUCAACUAAGAUUAUUUUUAAUUUAAAGAAUAUACUUAAGAAUCUUAUCUAGAAUCUUCCAAUUCUUUAAAAGGACAUAAAUAAAUUGAAAAAUUACAAUAAGAUUAUUUUUAGAAUAGAGACUACACUUAAGAAUCUAAUGCAGAAUCUCUCCUUCCUUUAAAAGGAUAUAAAUAAGUUGAUUAAAAACAAUAAGAUUAUUUUUAAUAUAAGGAAUAUACUUAAGCAGAACCAUAUAAAUAAGUUGAAAAAAUACAAUAAGAUUAUUCUUAAAAUAAGUAAUAUAUUUAAGAAUCUAAAUCAGAUCCAAAAAUUACAAAGAAUUAAACAAUAAUUUAGGAUCCACAAUAAUAAAAUAAUAAUUAAAGGCCAAAAAAGAAAUUGAAUGUCAAUUAAAAAUAAAAUACAGGAAAUUAGAUUUAAUAAACGUAAAAUUAAAUUUCAUAAAAUUAAAAUGAAGCCAAAAUUCCAUUAUUCAAAUAAAUAAAUGGAAAGGUUGAAUAUUUUACUCCUUAAUUAAUGAAUGGAGUUGUAUAAUUACUAGAUAAUUUCAAAACAGCAAAAUCAUAAUCUGGAUUUAUUUUGUUUGAUGGAUUCUUUACAAAAAGUUCAACAAUUAAAUUAGAGUUACUAAUUUUAGAAAUUGAUAAAUAAUCAGUAUAUAAUAUUUAUUAAUAUAAUAGGAAAUAGAAAUAGGUUUAGUUGAUUGGAGUAUCUUUAAACUUCCAAGAGAAACUGGAAAACCAUAAAAAGGAGUUUAUAGUUUGAAUAACAAAGGAUGUAAAUUUUUAAUUAUAAAUGAAAGGUGUUUUUAAAGAUGGAAAAUAAAAAAAUAAAGACAAAAUAUUUAAAAAUCAAACUAAACUUAAACUUAAUAUAAUUAAUAACUAACAAUAAUUUAUAGGAGAAAAGACUGUAAAUUUAUUUUAUAUUAAUAUAGAUUGGAUUUGAUAUUUCUUAAUUGAAAGGAAAUCUAUCAUUAUUUGCAUUUUUACAAAAUGGUUAAAUUUAAAUAGUCUCAUGA